Molecule: messenger RNA, 7820 nt
Organism: Prionailurus viverrinus (fishing cat)
Lineage: Eukaryota; Metazoa; Chordata; Mammalia; Carnivora; Felidae
Gene: ZNF408
Product: zinc finger protein 408
Exons: 5
Coding region: 42-2252 (736 amino acids)
Cellular component (GO): nucleus
Source: RefSeq, a predicted model, not a curated record
GAAGACGCUCACUUCCGGCGGAAGGAGGCUUUUCUGGAGGGAUGGAGGAGGCAGAGGAGCUGCUCUCCGGGGGCGAGAGACUGCAGUGCGCCCCCGAUCCGCGCCUGGGCCCGGAAUUAGGAUGGAUCCCUUCUGGACAAGGCUUUGCUCGAGGCCUCAAAGAUUUCCCGCCCGGGCCGACCCGGGCCUUCCUCGCUCUAAAGAGCCUUCCCCGGGGCUUGGCCCUUGGCCCUUCACUCGCCGAGGAACCGUGUUUGGGGGUCUGGUGUGUCGGGGAGCCCCUGCAGCCGGGACUGCUCUGGGGGCCUCUGGAAGAGGAGUCUGUCUCCAAGCAGAAGGAGGAAGGAGUGAAACUACGGCUGGAGGAGGACGUGUCACUAGGCCCAUGGGGAGACGUGUGUGCUUGUGAGCAGAGUUCAGGCUGGAUCAGUCUGGUGCAGCAGGGCAGGCUGGAAGGUGAGGGAAACGUAGCCCUGGUGCGGAUCAACGAGAAGCUCCAUCUGCAGGUGUACCAGGUUGUGCUGCCAGGCUUUGAGUUGCUGCUGUGGCCCCAGCCUCCCUCUGAUGGCCUGAGCCCCACCCAGCCCAGGCUAGAAGAAGAGGCAGCCAUGGCUGUGGUGACCGAAGUGGACUCCGCUUCACAGCAGGAAGUGGACUCCCCUGGGGAGGAUGCAGCAGAACGUUGGACAGAUCCCGGUCACCAGUCACCCCCCAGCAUCCAGGCAGAGAAUAUGGUAAGCCCCGGACCUAAGCCUCAAACCCAGGAUCAACUUCCCGAGGAGAGCCAACCACUUGGCCUGCUCCCUCGGGGUGGCAGCAUGGAUGAGGAGGAUCCACCCCAGACACAGAUGUCACCUGAACCUCAGAGCAGCUCCACUACCCAGCAGGGCCCAGAGAGUAGUGAGGCCAGUUCCUCGUCUUCUGCCAGGGCCACCCACCUGCAUGCUUACCUGGUCAAGAAGUUAUGUGGCCCCAGUGAGCAGUGCCCACCCAGAGCAAAGACCUCGGAGUUCAGGGCCCAGCAGGCUGGGGAGCAGCAACAGGCCGGCCUCCCUGCAUGCUUGCGGAGCCCUCCUGGCCCAGGAGGAAGCCCCCCAAAACAGAGACGACGGUACCGGUGUGGGGAGUGUGGCAAAGCCUUCCUGCAGCUGUGCCACCUGAAGAAGCAUGCGUUCGUGCACACAGGCCACAAACCCUUCCUUUGCACUGAGUGUGGCAAGAGCUAUAGCUCAGAGGAGAGCUUCAAAGCCCAUAUGCUGGGCCACCGCGGAGUGCGACCCUUUCCUUGCCCACAAUGCGACAAGGCCUACGGCACCCGGCGAGACCUCAAAGAGCACCAGGUGGUACAUUCAGGUGCCAGGCCCUUUGCCUGUGACCAGUGUGGCAAGGCCUUUGCCCGCCGGCCCUCCCUGCGACUGCAUCGCAAGACCCACCAGGUGCCGGCGGCCCCUGCCCCGUGCCCGUGCCCUGUGUGUGGGCGCCCCCUGGCCAACCAGGGCUCUCUGCGCAACCACAUGCGACUCCACACAGGAGAAAAGCCCUUCCUGUGCCCACACUGUGGCAGGGCGUUCCGCCAGCGGGGCACCCUGCGUGGUCACUUGCGGCUGCACACAGGGGAGCGUCCUUACCGCUGCCCGCACUGUGCCGAUGCCUUUCCGCAGCUGCCUGAGCUGCGGCGCCAUCUUAUCUCUCACACCGGGGAGGCCUACUUGUGCCCUGUGUGUGGGAAGGCCCUCCGAGACCCACAUACACUGCGUGCUCAUGAGCGUCUGCACUCAGGGGAGAGGCCCUUCCCGUGCCCCCAGUGUGGCCGUGCUUACACACUGGCCACCAAGCUGAGGCGCCACCUCAAGUCCCACCUGGCCGACAAGCCCUAUCGCUGUCCCACCUGUGGCAUGGGCUACACCCUCCCUCAGAGCCUCAAGCGGCACCAGCUCAGUCACCAGCCUGGGGCACCCUCCAGCCCACCCAGUGUGCCACCUGCUGCUUCCGAGCCCACCGUGGUACUGGUGCAGACUGAGCCAGAACUGCUAGAUACAUGCAGCGAACAGGACGUCUCCCCAGCCCGGGACGUCUUCGAGGUCACCAUUUCUGGGAGCCAGGAGAAGUGCUUUGUGGUGCCUGAGGAGCCAGGCCCCGCCUCCAGCCUGGUGCUCAUUCAUAAGGACAUGGGCUUUAGUGCCUGGGCAGAAGUGGUGGAGGUGGAGACGGGCACCCGACCCCCUCACCUCCUUCAGCAGAGUUUUAUAUAAAGCUAGUGUUUUCUAGCUGCCAGGCGCCUGCGUCUUUCUCUUUGGGUUGCCUGACGGAGUCUAGUCUAUUCUGAGAAGCAGAUCGGGGAUUUCCCUUCCUGUUUAUGGACCACCACAUUGUUUCCCAAGACCGUAAGGUAAACCUGUUCUAGAUUUAAGAGCUUUUUACUGCCUUCCGGUAGAGCAUGUUCUACCUCCUUCACCAGGAACUGCUCAGGGUGCUUGUUCUUUAAACACAACGGAAGUGACCCCACGCAGUGAGGUAGUCAGGGAGCUGGCAGCAGGACUGCCCUGCCCGGGUGCUUAGUGCUGGCAUCAUCGCUCCCCCGAGCUCCCUGAGGGACAGGCACUUUCAUCUAGAACUAGACGGAAUGAUUGGAGGGUUAAAAUGCCAGAGGCUGAGCUCAGCUCAUAGUUCCCUCUAACUCAGGCUGUAGGUGGUUUUGGCAAACUUUUUCACCAUCUAGGGGCUGUGAAGUUGGUUUUCUUUCUGUGCUGAUAGACACCAGACUCACUGGAGGCAGCUAGGGCCAGAUCUGAACCCUUCUGUGGGCUUGGGCCACCCAAGAAAGAGUCUGCUCACAGACUCACAUCCUGAUGUGCAUAGACCAUAAACCAGCACCCUGGGUGCCGGGAUACAGCUGUGAGCAAGACUGAGGCGAUGCCUUUUACAGAUGGGCAUCGGGGACAGUGUCCGCAAGGAAUAAUAAUGAUUAAAUAAACACUCCACCCUGAUUGUGGGCCACGUUCUUUGAGUUUAUAUGAUCCUCGUGGCAACCUGUGCAGUCGGUAGUGGUAGCAUUCUGGUCUUACAAGUGAGGAAGCAGCUUUAAGUGUCCUACUCAAGGUGGCACGGCUGCUAGGCUGCAGAGCUGAGACUCGGACCCUCCUGGCCCAGUGCUGGAGUAAGGCUGUUAACCCUGGCACUGCUGUGAUCUGGCGGAUGGGAGGGUGCGAGAGAGAGUGGGGGUGCGGGGGGCUGUGUGUGUGAAAAAGCCCUGGAGUGAGAGUCUGGUGACGUCAACAACAGACCAGUGUGGCUGCAGCAGAGAGGGAAGGGGGCAGGGCCAGGUCACGCAGGCCUUGCUUUAGGAGUUGGGACUUUAUUCUCAAAACAUUGAGAAGCUCUUGGAAGGGUUUUGAGGAGGGGAAUGACGUGACUAGAUUUAUGUUUAAAGAGACCGCUGGAGGAACGGAUCGGCUGGCAAGGUGUGGUUGUAGGGAAAUCAGGAGGCAGCUGAGGUGGCGGGGAAUGGGGUGGUAGCAGUAGAAAUGCAGAGAAAUGGAAUUAUUUAUCUGACACAUACAUGUGCACUUUAUGUAUGCUGGUUAGGGGUGUAGUGUAGAAAGAGCCUGCUCUCAGGGUUACGUCCUGAGGAGCACAGCAGACAACAAAUACAUCCCACAUGAUAGUAAAUGCAGUGAAAAAAAGUCACGCGGGAGGAGAGGUUAAGAUGGGGAAUGUGAUUUUACAGAGGGUGGUCAGGGAAGGCUUCUAAUAACACAAACAGGAGCAGAAACCUGAACUGCGGAGAGGCGUGAGCGAGCUUGAUGUCUGCAGAAGGAGCUGGGUUCCAGGCAGAGGGAACAGUACUGGCAAGGCCCAGUGGGUUCAAGCAAGAGCAAGGAGCAGAGUGGCCAAGGCAGAGGAUGGAAAGGGGUGAGGGCAGCCUGGGGACUGUAGGCCGUGGUGAGGACUUUGGGCAGAUACAUUGCCAGAGAGGGAGAAGGGACAGAAUUCAUGAACUGAGGGGAAAAGGGAGAGCUGACGCCCCGUUUCUGAGUUAGUAUGUUGAGUGGCACUGGGAUGGGAACGAGACAGGAUUUUGGUUGAGGAGGCACCAAGUCUAAAGCGCCUGCAGUAGAGCUCACAAACCAGCUGCCAGAAGUCGGCUGAGUCGGGGGAGGAAAGUCUGCCAUAGAGGGAAUCACGGCAGGCUAGUGACAAGGUGGGCAUGGAAGCUGUGGGAGUAGCAGGAGCAGAGGGGAGAGGCGCUGCCCUCCAGGUUCACUUGCAGGGGAAAGGCUCUGCAGGGGACAUGAAAUCUGCAUCCAACCAGAUAGAAAACCCUGCAGAUUAUGUGUCAGCAGAAGUGGAGAGAAAAGCAUUUCACGAAAAAAGUGAGUAAGAAUGUCCACUGCUGUUGAGGGGGUUGAGGUUUGCGAGGUCGCUGAGGAGCUGAGUGAGGGCAGUGGGAAACCACAGUGGAUUGUUUAGGUGGCAAGAGAGGCAGGAAGAACUUAUAUUCUUGUUCCGUUCUUCUGUCCUGCAGAAUAGGUGUUGUGACCUGUGUCACAGCUGAGGAGAACUAGGGGUUGGAGAGGGUAAGUAGCUGGCCGACAUCACACAAUCCGUGAACAGCAGAGAGCCAGGAUUGAAACGUUGAGUGUUCUCUGGCUUCCCAGCACUUGACAACAACAUCACAGGCAGCCCCGUGUCUCCUGCUUUGCCACUGGCAUUUACCCAGCACCUGCCCAAUCUGAAUAACUUCUUGAUAAAGCCGCAUUGUGAAAUUAUCCAUGGGGGGUGAGGAUAGCAGGAAAUCGAGGCAAUCUGUGGAGGGAAAGAUCACACGGUCCAAGGGCUUGAAAAGUAGCAGCUAAUAUUUUAGUUUUGAGUCAGCCAACUCUUUCUUGGAGCCUGAGUGAGGCUUGGUAGUCCUAUUUUCCAGCUCCUGCUUCAGGCAGGGUCACGUCAAUUCAGGUGACUGCUUAACAGUCAGUGUCUGCCCAGUGUUUUUAGGUAUUCUGGGGACCUUCUCAUCACUUGAUACCAACCUGUGCAGGGAAGGACAUACUCAUCGCUUCGUAGUGGACUAUGUGGGCAAAUUGGGCAUGGUUUGGGUUGCUGGAGAGGCCUGUCACCCCACACCCCUGGGAUGCUUAGGCCAAAACCUGGGAUGCUCACACCCCCUACCUACAUCCCCCACACAGAUGGAGAACUUUUCUCUCCAUGAAGCCUGUCUCUAGUGAUGCAGAGCAGCAUCAGAUCAAAGGCAAUACAUCCAAAGGUACGUGAUGUGGGAACCUCUGCUCUGCCAACACUUGUGGUUAGGAGGAGAGUGGGCAUCAGAGAGCUCUGUCUGAGGUCCCAUGUUACACAUGAGGAAACAGAGGCCUCGAGACAAGUCAUUUGUCAAGGCCUGAGACCAGUUUGUAGCAGAACAAGAACAGGGCCCUGGUCUAAUCCCUAAUUUAGUGCUCUUCCAGUUAAAAUGCAGUGACUACUUGAAAAGAUUGAUCACUGGAAUAAUGCUCGUUAGGGAAAUCUUUUCCCCUGAUGUCAUAAUAAUUCUUGGUAAUCCUAAUGGUGACAUCUCUUUAUUCCCUACUUCUUUCCUCCAUUUCCAGAUAAAGUCACUUUUUAAAAAAUAAUCUUUUUAAAAAAUAUUUAUUUAUUCUGAGAGAGAGAAUUUAUUUAUUCUUGAGAGAGAGAAUCCCAAGCAGGCUCCGCACUGUCAGUGCAGAGCCUGAUGUGAGGCUCGAACCCGUGAACUGUGAGAUCAUGACCCAAGCCGAAAUCAAGAGUCAGAUGCCCAACCAACUGAGCCACCCAGGCACCCCUAGAUAAAGUCACUUAACAGUUUGGUGUACAUAGUGCUGAAUUCGAAUGCUGCUUCUAGCCAGGUGGGCAAAGGUGCUGCAAAAAUGUUGCUUGGGCACCUUACACCUGGAUGCAAGCUUAACUGAGUGGGGUCUAUAGCUAUAGAUGCUGAACCAAAAUCAAAGGUGCAGGAGAUAAAGGAUCUUUUAUCCCCACUUGCAACUUGAAUAGUAUGAGAAAAUCUUACGGUAGAAUAAAAUUUGAGUCCUGUUUAGGGACCUGCAAACCAUGCAAAGCAUCACGGACUAUAAAGAGUUCCAUCUCUAGACAGAUUCACGUGUGGCUUGUGGCUCUGCUCUUGACUAACUGCAUAAACUCAGACAAAGUACUUGACUUUUCUGUGCCUGUUUCCUCAUCCGUAAAACAGGGAUACUUAUGGUACCUACCUCAUCAGUACUAUGUACCCGGCACAUGGUGAGCAGUUAAUAAAUUAUAGCUGGUUAGUAGUAGUACUGUAAUCAGCCUUCCUAGGUUGGAAGACGAGAUUAAAGUGCUUGCAUGUUUCCCUUAGGUGUUGCUUCUUUGGGGCAGGUCAGCAUCACUCACAGUAGUUCUGUACUUUAGGUGCAUGUUCAGUGGGCGUGCUUCAUAGAACAAGUGAGGCUGUACUCUAGCAGAAUGUCAAGGGAUGAAGGUCAUGCGAGGUGAAGAACAGUGGUCUUGAGAGGCAGGGGUUCUGGCUCAUCACCAACCCUACAACCUUGAUCAAUUAGCUUGCCACCUAGGAGACUCCCUUUCCUUGGAGUGACCUGGAGAAAUUGGACCAGAUCAGUGCUUCUCAAUCUCGGCUCCAACAUUGAGCCCUUUUGCUAGCUUCUUCUAUGGACCCAAAUUUUAAAGGCUUUUAAUUAAAUAGAAAUUGACUCAUUUUUAAACACUGAUCAGAUUAAGGGGGGAAAAAAAAAGCCAAGGUAAUUAGCCACCUCAAAAGACAUAAUUUCAGCCAAAAAGGAAAAAAAUGUAUAUAUUUUUGUCUUAAGGUAAAUUUACAAUUUUUGAGGGUUUAAAAAAAAAUACACAAAAGGCCAAGGUCACCCUGUAGUAUAUGCCCAGAGCCCUAGGCUUCAAAACAUCUGGGUGUAAUGAUAUCUGACCUUCUUUCCAGCUCUGAAACUCUGUCUUGAAACAUAAUUUUACUGUUUUCAGUGAUUACAGAGCUUCACUUUACAACAUAGCAUCGGCCUUGCCCAUGAUUCUGUUUGAUGGCAGCUUGUGAGAAAUGCAACCCCUCAUCAUCGCCUUGUGCUUAGAGGGAAACACGAUCCCCUUUACAUGUGCAGGCAUGUGCUUGGGGUGAGAAGCAAGAAGGACCUUCAGUUGCAUGGUACCCGGGGAGCUGGUAGUGAACCCUGAAGCCUAAGGAUGUGCUGGGUCUUUCGGUGCUCACCCGUGGUGGUGCCACCCUGGUCUGGCAGAACUCUCGGAUCCUUCCAGAGCUACUUUCCCAGAGGGGAUUCUCUCCCUCGAUCAUCUCUGUAAAAUGGAAGGGGUAAGUGUGGUCUUCUCUCACCCAAGAAAACAGAGGCUGCUCUACUGGAACCUACUUAAUAAUACCAGCCUCCACUUACUAAAGAAUUAAGUUGACUUGUCAUUGGGAAAAUUUUGAAACACAAAAAGUUUAAAAGUUUACAAGAAUGAUGUACCCAAUCCCCUCACCACCUAGAUUUAAUGAUUGCUAACAUUUUGCCAUGCUUGUUUAAUCUGUCGUAAGUUCUUCUGUAUAACUGUAAGUCAUGGGGAUUAAAAGGAUAUAACCACGUGUCCAUAUAACACUUACAAAUUAGUAACUCUUUCAUAUCAUUGAAUAAUCUAUAUUAUUAUUGUUUGUCCAAGGAAAAGUCAUUUUACAGUUCUUUGGUUCAAAAGUCUAAACCAAUCGUCGUCCCUCUAUUCCUUUUGUGCAUUUGGGUGUUAGGUCUCUCCUUGGCUUCUAUUAUCCUGAACAGUCUCUCCAACCCACCCUA